Molecule: messenger RNA, 2333 nt
Organism: Poecile atricapillus (Black-capped chickadee)
Lineage: Eukaryota; Metazoa; Chordata; Aves; Passeriformes; Paridae
Gene: GSKIP
Product: GSK3B interacting protein
Exons: 3
Coding region: 200-619 (139 amino acids)
Biological process (GO): regulation of canonical Wnt signaling pathway
Cellular component (GO): cytoplasm
Molecular function (GO): protein kinase A binding; kinase regulator activity
Source: RefSeq, a predicted model, not a curated record
CGCGGGAGGGGGCGGUACGGCCGGAAGGCGUCGCGCAGCCGGUGGCGCCGGGGCCGCCUCUCCGGGGAGCGGCCCGGGAAGCAGCGGGGCGGGCCCUGUUCGCCGAGCAGAGCAGAGUGGGGCGGAGCGGCGCGGCGGGCGCGUCCGGAGCCGUGCAGGGUCGGGGACGGGGCCGCAGCUGCCCGCCGGCGCUGGUGGAAUGGAGACUGAUUGCAAUCCUAUGGAGUUACCUGGUAACGCAGGGUUUGAAGAGGAUUCUGAUUAUAGAGACUUUGAAGGAACGGACGUGAAAGAUAUGAGACUAGAAGCCGAAGCUGUUGUAAAUGAUGUUUUGUUUGCUGUCAGCAACAUGUUUGUGUCAAAAACUCUUCCCUGUGCAGAGGAUGUGGCAUAUAUCAAUGUGGAAACCAGGGAAAGGAACAGAUACUGUCUGGAGCUCACUGAAGCAGGACUCAGGGUGGUAGCUUAUGAUUUUGAUCAGACUGAUGACAGACUGCAAACUCCGUAUCAUGAAACUGUCUACUCCUUGUUGGACUCUCUCAGCCCUGCAUAUCGAGAGGUGUUUGGAAAUGCAAUACUACAAAGACUGGAAGCUUUGAAGAAAGAAAGUCAGUCAUGAUUUACCCAGAUAAGAGGAAGAUUUAGUACCAGAAGGAAUUCUUUGUAUGAAGCACUGAGAUCUUCCUUGCAAACAUCUUAAGCUUCAUUUCUUGCAUUAGUCUGCUUCAUGCUAGUACAUUAUUAAUAAUGUUUAUAUGUUAUACCAAGUAUAUUAUAUAACAUUUUGCUACCAUGGAUUUGCAUAUAUCACAAUAUUGUUAAAAGCCACUUGGAUAAAUAGCGGAAAAAAUUCUUAAUUUUAUUUUUUGUUGUAAAUGAGCACGUAAGUUGCUCCAUACCAUGUUCAAAAACCUUGGUCUCUUUUCCUAAUUUUAGUAUUCAAAACUAAAAGAAUAGAGACUGAAUGUUAUAGAUAUAAGUAGUAUUUCUUUGUGUGUGUGCUGAUAAUUUUCAUGCCUUUUUUCAAAAUAGAAAGUAACUAUUUGCUCUACCCAGUUAAUGAAAAAAAUAACUGGAAAACUUCUGCAAAGAAUUUCUCCUUGAUUUGCUAUACAUAAAUCUGAAAGUUGUCAGCUUUGUAGCUAGAAAGAUGGUUCUUCAACAGUUGAGCAUUGCUUAUAUAGUGGCAGUAUCUGAAUUAAAAGCAAGGCUCAGCAUCAAUUGAUCUGUCCUUGUCUAUGGCAACCAGCAAGGUCCAAAUAAUACACGGGAGGAACUGCUUAUAUAUGAAUGUAUUGUCUGAACCACGAAUGAUUAAGCACAGAAUUACAUUUCCUAAAAUGAUGUUAUAUAUGCUCUAUAUAUGUAUGAUAUACUGCAACUGGUUGAGAGGCUUAGAAGGCCUGUUUACUAUUUUGAAUGUGUGUUUACAUAAUGUACAGGAUAUACUCAAGAGUAUUUUUGCUUCAGCCUUUACUUUCUAUAAUACAGUACUUUGGUACUCCAAAUUUUCACGUUCUUCUCCCUCAAUUGUACAGUGUCCUCUCCUAGUGAAUACUAAAGUAAGCACUGUAAUGUUAAUUGCAUUGUAUUGGUUUGAAACCAAAGGCUGUAUGAAAUUUGCUAAGACUAAUACAAGCUGGAAGAUAUAACUUGUAUUUUCUACUUAAAAACUGGUACAACUCUCUUUAUAAAUCUGUUGUUCUGCUAUAACUUUUCAAGUAUGUACUGAAUGGUAGACUUUUUAAAAUUUAGAGUUGGGUAGAAAUGCUUGUACAGUUGAAAUGACAUUCUGUGACAUUCAUACUUUCUGUAUUCUAUUAUUCUGUAUUUGUGUGUCUUUAUUUAAACAAUCCUGCCAUUAUUCUUCUAUGGUUUUGUGACAAGUACAUGCAGUAGCAUUUUUAGAGCCAUCUUUAGGGAUCUAUUGGUUCUCACAGAUUCCAGUGACUUCAGUAGAGGUAUGUUGACUUCUACCUGCUAUGGGUUAGUCAUACUGAUCAGACAAGCCUAGUAGAUCUUUUGUAAUGGCUUUGGGUCAGCAAUGAGCAACCAUGACAACUGUAAUUAGUGCUUCUGUUUUCAAGAGCUUAAUUUCGUGCUUAUUAUCUAUUUGGGUUGAAAUUUUUGAAAGUAGUCCACUGCCCUAGGGUAUGCUUCCAUGCUCCAAAAAUCGUUCAUAGGCUCUCUUUUGCACACAGGUCUGUGGCACGUGGUUAGUCCUCUGUGAGGAGAAUGUACUUUAGCAAUUUAUAUUUGAAUAUUUUUCCUUGCAACUGAUUUACUUGUCCAAUUUCAACGACUCAAGAAUUAAAUAAAUGGACCAGUGCGUU